This is a messenger RNA of Canis lupus familiaris (dog), 1498 nucleotides long. Its product is annotated as keratin-associated protein 10-8-like. NCBI's taxonomy places the organism in Eukaryota, Metazoa, Chordata, Mammalia, Carnivora, Canidae. Gene Ontology annotation, cellular component: keratin filament. Bases 45 to 1202 code for a protein of 385 amino acids. The record is from RefSeq and is a predicted model, not a curated record. The transcript has a single exon.
ACACACACCCCUGUCCUGCUCACCUCCCAGCACAAAACUCCAGCAUGGCUGACACCUGCUGCUCCCGGACCUGCCUUAUUGCCGCCUCCACCCUGUCCGUCUGCUCCAGCGACCUGAGCUGUGGCGGCCGCCUCUGCUCGCCCAGCGCUUGCACCAGCUCCUCCUGGCAGGUGGACGAUUGCCAGGAGACCUGCUGCGAGCCCCCCUGCUGCGCCCCCGCCUCCUGCCUGACCCUCCUCUGCACCCCUGCGAGCUGCGGGUCCAGCCCCUGCCCACCGGCCUGCCCCGGCUCCUGCCAGCCCUCGUGCGGCAGCUGCUCCCCCUGCCAGGAGGGCUGCGGUGUGUCUGUCUGCUGCAAGCCCGUGUGCUGCACCCCCGUCUGCUGCAAGCCCCUGUGCUGUGAGUCCUCCCCCUGCUGCCAGCAGUCUAGCUGCCAGCCCUCCUGCUGCAACUCCUCCCCCUGCCAGGAGGGCUGUUGUGUGUCUGUCUGCUGCAAGCCCGUGUGCUGCACCCCCGUCUGCUGCAAGCCCCUGUGCUGUGAGUCCUCCCCCUGCUGCCAGCAGUCUAGCUGCCAGCCCUCCUGCUGCAACUCCUCCCCCUGCCAGGAGGGCUGUUGUGUGUCUGUCUGCUGCAAGCCCGUGUGCUGCACCCCUGUCUGCUGCAAGCCCUUGUGCUGUGAGGCCUCCCCAUGCUGCCAGCAGUCUAGCUGCCAGCCCUCCUGCGGCAGCUGCUCCCCCUGCCAGGAGGGCUGCUGUAUGUCUGUCUGCUGCAAGCCCGUGUGCUGCACCCCCGUCUGCUGCAAGCCCGUCUGCUGCACCCCAGUCUGCUGCAAGCCCCUGUGCUGUGAGUCCUCCCUCUGCUGCCAGCAGUCUAGCUGCCAGCCCUCUUGCUGCAGCUCCUCCCCCUGCCAGGAAGACAGCUGUGUGUCUGUCUGCUGCAAGCCCAUGUGCUGCACCCCUGUCUGCUGCAAGCCUGUGUGCUGCAAGCCUGUGUGCUGUACCCCUGUCUGCAGCAAGCCUGUCUGCUGCCAGGCCUCCCCCUGCUGCCAGCCCAGCCCCUGCAGACCCUCCUCCUGCGUGUCCCUCCUCUGCCGCCCCGUGUGCAGGCCCGCCUGCUGCGUCCCCCUCUCCCCCUGCCAGCCCAGCUGCUGCCCCCAGGCCUCCAGCGUGUCCCUGCUGUGCCGCCCCAUGUGCUCCCGCUGAUGGGGCACGUGCCCCCAGGGCGCUGGGCACAGGCCCCACCCAGGGACCGUGGGCCUCCCGGCCACCCCUCAGCCCAGCCCUCACCUGUGCUAGGUGGCUGCCCCCACCCACGAUGGGGUCCCCCUGGGUGUCCACUCUCCUGACCUGACCUUCACCUCCUCCCUCCCAAGAACGCGGACCCCGUGGCUCCCCGGGGCUCCUGCUCCCGGGAUGCACCUCCACCUGCCCUGGGUCACCUGCCUUCCCUCCCAGCUCCUCUGCUUGGUCACCUGACCUCGCCCUCCAACCUGUGGGCA